AGCUGAACAAACCGGCUUGUUGCUUGGCAAAAAAAACAGCAUUAUGAAAACAAAAAAAAGUCACAGUAAAGGUACUUUGUUGGCUACACCCUGUCUGCAUGUCUUCGUAUGCAUGCCUCUGGACAGGGCAAGGGAGAGUAAGUGUGUGCUGUGGGUGGAGACAGUUUUUGGGGUGGGGUUUUAAGGUGUCACACAUUCCCCAACAAGAAUGAUCCAAAUAGUGAACUCAGCGUUUCCAAUCUGGCAUCACCCGAGCGAGCAACACACCUGUGAUCCGGACAGCCUCUACCAGCAACAACAUGAGUGAAUCAGCAGAGGAGGUGUCUGCCAACCUCAAAAGCCGAAGAAAUGUCACCAUUGAGAUCACAAACCUCACCAAUAACUACUGCCUAGUUGAACCCAGGGUUUUCCUGGAAAGUGGCUGCUGCCUGAGCCCGCCCCAGCCUACCGUGCGCCCACUGAAAACCGAGGUGUGCAACUUCAGCAAGACCAGCGCCAAAGCCACCGGGGCUGUGGGGGUCCUGACCUACGACCUGUUUGAGAGGAACAGCAACAGCGCCAAAGAGAAAAUAGCCAUAAUGUUCUCCGUGCCCUACGACUACAACAUGUACAAGAACUGGAUGGCCUUGGGAAUCUACAACGUCGACAAAGAGUGCAACGAAGCUCUGUACAAAGAGAUGUAUUACAACAAAGAGCAGACAGGCUUUGUGAGGCAGGAGGCCCGGGGCUCGGGUCUAACAUUUGAGGGCAAGACCUUGGACAUCAAGGCGACCAUGUCCCCGAUGGGCAAGGCCAUGUUGAAGUUAGAGGUGUGGGACAAACUCUUCACCCCAAUGAUGCAACAACAAUCAUACUAAGCCAGGGAUUCAUUUUUUGACUAAAUAAUCCAGUUUGACACACAAGUGUGUAGUGUUUAGCUUUUUGUGCACUUGUGCUACUGUACCAUCCAUCAUCAUGCAAUAAACCCAGUCUGGUAUGAGAAAA
Sander lucioperca (pikeperch) is the source of this 984-nucleotide messenger RNA. Its product is annotated as DELTA-actitoxin-Afr1a-like. Gene Ontology annotation, biological process: monoatomic cation transport; pore complex assembly; cytolysis in another organism. Lineage: Eukaryota; Metazoa; Chordata; Actinopteri; Perciformes; Percidae. Gene Ontology annotation, cellular component: pore complex. The record is from RefSeq and is a predicted model, not a curated record. Gene Ontology annotation, molecular function: channel activity. Bases 300 to 857 code for a protein of 185 amino acids. The transcript has 3 exons.